AUGGGAGCAGGGGUGUCGCAGGCUCGAGUCUACUCGUUGCCGUUAAUUCUCCGCACUGAAAAGCUACACUACGACGGAAUUGACAAUAUGUUGGGCUGCGCUCGUUUCUUGAGGGACUCCAUCGUCUUUGCCUUCGGUGGCGACUGCAGAUUCUCUGCGCGACUUAGUGGGUGGCGUUGGGCGGAAGCAUGUCCUCUCAAGUAUCUUGGUUUGCGCCGCGACCUCGGGAACCGCCGCACCGCUGAGUAUUUUUGCCACAAUGGCAGUCUUGGUGUCAGUAGAAAAAAAAAGCCAAUCUACAUUCGCACCUGUGCACCCAUUCAGGAAAUCCUUGCUUCCGAGGGUGUUAAGCUUAAAGAAAGAGUGUGUACACUGGUCAACCGUGUCAAGCGAGUGCUUCGCGAGUUUGCAGCGGCUAAAGGGAACGUAUCCCGUAUGUAUCUCGUCAGCAACGACUUUGCUCGAUGUAUUAGCAGCCGGUGGGACACACUUAAUAGUGAGGUUAUCUGGGCCCGUAAGCCGGCUGACCGUUUUCACCGUCAGCGCUAUCGUCUUGAAGUGAGUAAUUACGAAAAACUCACAUACAUUUCGGCAUUGACGGUGGUUGCCGAGGAGUCAAGCAGUAGAGAGCACGUGGGAGGUAUUGGGUACGUCAGUGAAGUGAGCGGUUAUAUGGCGUCAGUUGGUGUGGCGAGCGGAGACCGCACAAAUGCGAUCUUGUAUCCAGAAGCGACUCGUGAGAGUUGCGAGCCAAUCAGGAGUGACCAAAGAUCGCAACACGAACCCAACGUGCAGAGGAAAAGCGACGUGAAGACGGAGAGCGGUGAGACUUCGAGAUUUGCGCAGGAGAGCAGUAGCAGAUUGAAUCUCACUUCGAGAUUUGCGCAGUCGAGCACAGAGGCGAAGUAACUGCGAGUACGGAGAAGUGCGAGGUAGUGAGUAGGGUGCACGAAGCGGUCAGAGGACCAACACGAGAAGAGAGAAGGAGAAGAGAGAGAAGAGGUGCGAUUGGACGGACGAUCAGUCGUCAGUGCAUUGGUGGACGCGUGGGGCAACGACAGCGACGGGCGACGAGACCAGGAGGAGAGGACCCUCCAAGUUACUGUGUGGCUGCGAGCCGUAGGGUAGGCGCCAGAGGCGUAAUCCAAGUGGCUUUAGUAAGCGAGGGUUAGUGGGACCCGAAUCGUCGGUGCUUUGCGUGGACAGAGUUGUGCUGGGGGUGGAUUAGAAGGACAGGAGCACGAAGAGUGGGCGCUCGAUAAGUUACGGACGCGUGGCGAGUCGGAAGCGUAAGAGUGAGACUGAGUAGCGGUGUAUUCCGGGAAAGAAGGCCCAGAGAAGAACCGUGGCAAUAGGUCGAGAGUUGAGAGGGUGAGUCAGGUGAGUGAUAGCACGCCACCGAGAGCGAGUUCGCGGCUGCUAGUCACA
Phytophthora infestans T30-4 is the source of this 1428-nucleotide messenger RNA. RefSeq lists its product as uncharacterized. The record is from RefSeq and is a predicted model, not a curated record. NCBI's taxonomy places the organism in Eukaryota, Oomycota, Peronosporomycetes, Peronosporales, Peronosporaceae. The coding region runs from base 1 to 909 and encodes 302 amino acids. The transcript has 7 exons.